Molecule: messenger RNA, 2700 nt
Organism: Paramecium pentaurelia
Lineage: Eukaryota; Ciliophora; Oligohymenophorea; Peniculida; Parameciidae
Source: the annotation of a GenBank genome assembly
AUGAUAGCAUAACCUAGAUAUUCUUAGAAAAUGGCUGAUACAUUCUCAAAUAGCAAAGACUUUUAUUCUUUUCACUAAAAAUAACUGAUUGGAACAAAAGUACAUCCUCAACUUUUAGAACAUUUAUCAAUCUCUUAGCGAACUAAAAUGGCAACUAUGAAGGACAGGACAAGUUCAGAUAUAUUUACAAGCUUCAUUAAUAGAGGGAUGUUGCAUAGUGAAUAGAAAGAGUUAAAUCUUUAAACUUAUGACAAUUCUUCAACGAUGAUGAUUAAGUAGAAUGAUGAUGAAAGAAUUAGUAAAGAAGAGUAAAUAACACCAUAGAUUCUACAAACUUAAGGGGAAUAAGAGAAAUGUAAGAAAUCAUAUUAUAUAUCAAUAGCAAAGAAGUUAUUACCUCCUCUUAAGUUAAUUACUAAUAAACUGAAACAAAAGGAGAGACAAAACCAAUCAAAAGAACGUGCUGAAACAUUUAAAAGUUCCCUUAUUGAAACGUAUAAAUUAUAUUAAAUGUAGACCUACAAUGUAAAAAACUUUAGCAAGAAAACAUAGAGCAUUUGGAUAAGGUGAAUAGAAAUCAACGAUAGAAAAUGAAACUAGUGUACAUAAGAUGGGAAGAACUUCUUCAACUCCUUUCAUGUAAAAGUCAAAAGAAGAUAAAGAGGAUCAUCUAACAAGCAGAUCUGGAACACCUUAAAAAGAGUUAUUUCAUGCAAGUCCACUUAGACAUAGAUAAAAGUUAUAAAAUAAAUAAGCUAUAAUUCAAACUCCAUAAUCUAAAGGAGUAAAAGAAAAGAAGUUAUAGAAUGCAUUUUAUUCAUCAUCAUCAUAAUAAUAAUAAAUCAAAGUCAUUGACAUUUAAAAUGAUAAAAAAAUAAUACCUAAGAAAAAAAAGAAAUAGAAUCAAGGAUAAGUUAUUUAAUAAUAGAAUUAAUAAAAAGAAAAAUUAACAUAACGUCAUACUUCAUAUAGAUGCUUUAUCAAUAAAAUCAAUUUUUCUAAUAAUUAAUGUAUUUGUUGUCCUAGUAAAUUGGAAGUUCCAUCUUACUUUUAUUAUGUAGGUAAAGGAAAUAAUGGUAGUCUAAUUAAAAACAUAUUCCGUUAAAGAUGGUGGUGGUAAGAAGUAGAGACUUUAGAUAUAAUUAAAGUAAAUAUGUCAUGGACAUAAUUAAAAUAAAAUGUUUGCAUAGCUUAAUUACAUCCUUGCAUUAUUGAUUCAGGACCAUAGAGUUCUGAAUCAUUUCUUUUGAGUCAUGAAGAAACUAUUGGAGACACUAGUGAUUCUGAUAUGGAAGCAAGACCAAAAUAAUUAAAUAGUACUGCAGGUUUAUAAAAGUCUACUCCUUAAUAAUAAUAAAAGAGACCAUAAAAUUAUUAUUCUUUAAGAAGAAUCUUUAAUUAAUUAGAUCUCUAAAAAAUCUUAAAUUAUAUGGAUGAAACAGGAUGUUAAGACACUUAAUUAAUAUUUAGUGAUUGCACUGAAAAAUUGCUCAAAGAUAUCAAAUCUCUCUGUACUAAUUAAAGGUAGGAUAGCAAAAACUUUAGAAUGCAUAAUCAUAUGGAAGAUAAUUGGCAUUUGGGUAAUAAAAAGGCUUUGUUCUAUAAUAUGAAACAUUAUUAUUAAAUUAUAAGAGAAGAUUAUAAUAAAUUACUUCCUGUCACUUUUCAUGUAUAAAAAGGAGUUAAUGAUAUAGAAUAUUAGAAAUUUUUAGAAUAUUUUAAUAGGAGAACAGAAGAAAUUAAAGAAAUUGAAAGAACUAGAGACAGAAAGGAUAAAAGAAAACUUCCAAUUAAUUUAUGGAUUAUCAAACCAGGUGAAUUAACAAAUAGAGGUAAUGGAAUCACUGUAUGUAAUGAUCUUAAUGAAAUCAAUAAAAUAAUUAAUGAAGAAAUUCAAGAAGGUAGACCUAGAACAUAUAUUGUAUAAUAAUAUAUAGACAAUCCUCUAUUAUAUAAUAAAAGAAAAUUUGAUAUAAGAUGUUAUAUGCUAUUGACUUCUUAAAAUGGUAUAUUUAAAGGAUAUUGGUAUUAAGAGGGUUAUAUAAGAACAUCAUCAAAAGAAUUCACUACAAAAUGUUUGGAUAGAUUUGUUCAUUUGACUAAUGAUGCUGUAUAAUCUAAAGAUUAAGAUUAUGGAAAACAUGAACCUGGAAAUAAGAUAUCUUAUCUUGAAUUUUAAAGAUAUGUUGAAGCAAAUCAUCCUAAUUCAAAAUUUAAUUUCUUUAUAGAUAUAUAUCCAAAAAUGAAGUCUGCUGCACUUGAAAUGAUGAAAGCUACUUAUGGAAAAAUUGAUCCACAUCGUAGAAUUAAUAGUUUUGAAGUAAUAAUUAUAAUUUAUAUAAGCUUUAUGGAUUAGAUUUUAUGAUUGAUGACAAUUUUAAAUUAUGGUUAAUUGAAGCAAAUACUAAUCCAUGUUUAGAACUCUCAUGUCCACUACUAAGCAGAAUUAUACCAACUAUGGUUGAAAAUCUUUUUAGGAUUGCAGUUGAUCCAAUUUUCCCUCCUCCUUUCUUUGAAGAAUGGCCUUAAAAUAAAAAAUUAUUUAUACCAGAUAAUGUUGUUGAAAAUAAUAAAUUCGAAUUAAUUUUUGAUGAAUUGAUUGAAAAAAAGAAUAUGAUCAAUCUAUUUCGAGAUAAUAAAAUAGAAUAAGAAUGUUUUGAUAUUGAAGAAGAGGAAGAAGAAGAAGAAGAAAAAGAUUGA